Cicer arietinum (chickpea) is the source of this 4256-nucleotide messenger RNA. RefSeq lists its product as uncharacterized. The record is from RefSeq and is a predicted model, not a curated record. Gene Ontology annotation, molecular function: protein binding; ATP binding; protein kinase activity. Gene Ontology annotation, biological process: protein phosphorylation. NCBI's taxonomy places the organism in Eukaryota, Viridiplantae, Streptophyta, Magnoliopsida, Fabales, Fabaceae.
GAAAUCACGUGCGAUGCGUGCUUCUCUCUGACACGUCCUUCUUCUUUUACAACUAUUGCACUGUGCUCUCUCUCUCUCUCUCUCUCUCAACAAUGGCAUUCGCGCUUCUUCUUCUACUACUACACCACUCCACUACCCUUCUUCAUCAACUCUCUUCAAUGGCAUUCUUUACAUGCUCCACUGUUCUCAUCGCAUUCCUGUAAACACACACUUUCAUUCAUUCUUCACUCUUUCUUUCUCUUCCAUGGCUUUUCCUUUCAACAUUCUACUACUCUCCUACCUUCUCAUUUUCCACCUAUCUUACGCCAUUCAAUCUAUUAAUCAACAUAACCCAGAAAAGCUUUCUCUCCUUUCUUUCAAAUCCUCUCUUCAAAACUCUCACUUUCUCUCUUCAUGGCACCCUGCUACUCCACAUUGUAACUGGCUUGGUGUUAAAUGUCAACUCGGCCGAGUCACCUCGCUCUCUCUUCCUUCUUCUUACCUUCAAGGAAAACUCUCUUUCUCUCUUUCAUCUCUCUCAUCUCUCGUUCUUCUCAACCUUGAGGAUAACCAACUUUCCGGUGAAAUCCCCGGCGAACUUGGUGAGUUGUUUCAGCUGCAAAUUCUAAGACUCGGUUCUAACUCGUUCGCCGGAAAUAUUCCACCGGCGUUGGGGCUUUUAACGAAGCUACGUACACUCGACCUAUCCGGUAAUGCACUUGCCGGUGAAAUACCGGAGAGUAUCGGAAACUUGACUAGGCUUCAAUUUCUUGACCUUAGCAACAAUUUUUUAUCAGGUUCUCUUCCGUUAACUCUUUUCACCGGAACGCACUCUUUGAUUUCUAUUGAUAUUUCGAACAACUCGUUUUCCGGCGAAAUUCCGGCGGAAAUCCGAAACUGGAAGAAUCUGACUGCACUUUACGUUGGGAUAAACAAGUUGUCUGGUACAUUCCCUAAGGAAAUUGGAGAGCUUUCGAAGCUUGAAGUUUUGUAUUCACCUUCUUGUUUGAUUGAAGGUCCAUUACCUGAAGAAAUGGAAAAGCUUGAUUCGUUGACCAAACUUGACCUUUCUUAUAAUCCUUUGAGGUGUUCAAUCCCAAAGUUUAUUGGGAAGUUGAAGAAUUUGAAAAUUUUGAACCUUGUUUUUUCUGAGCUUAAUGGGUCAGUACCAGCUGAGCUUGGAAAUUGUUCAAAUUUAACUUCUGUGAUGAUUUCUUUCAAUUCACUUUCUGGGUCACUACCUCAAGAGCUUUCUCAGCUUCCUAUAAAAACUUUCUCAGCUGAGAAGAAUCUUCUUCAUGGUCCUUUGCCUUCUUGGCUUGGAAAAUGGACUAAUGUUGAUUCUCUUUUGCUUUCGGCGAACCGUUUUUCGGGUGUGAUUCCACCUGAGCUUGGGAAUUGCUCUGUGAUGGAGCAUCUCAGUUUGAGUAGUAACUUGUUGACAGGUACCAUACCCAAGGAGCUUUGUAAUGCUGCUUCACUUUUGGAGAUCGAUCUUGAUGAUAAUUUCCUUAGUGGUACAAUUGAGAAAGCAUUUGUGAAUUGUAAGAACCUUACACAGUUGGUUUUGAUGAACAAUCAGAUUGUUGGUUCUAUACCACAAUACCUUUCUGAGCUUCCUUUGAUGGUGUUGGACUUGGAUUCCAACAAUUUUAGUGGAAAAAUACCUUCUAGUUUGUGGAAUUUAUCAACACUGAUGGAAUUCUCUGCUGCCAAUAACAACUUGGAAGGUUCUCUUCCUAUGGAGAUUGGGAAUGCAGUUAUUCUACAAAGACUUGUUCUUAGCAAUAAUCGUCUUACGGGUACUAUUCCUAAGAAAAUUGGAAGUCUUGCAAGUCUUUCGGUUUUUAAUUUGAAUGGAAAUAUGCUUGAAGGGAACAUUCCAAUUGAGCUUGGUGACUGCAUUUCGCUCACUACAUUAGACCUUGGAAACAAUCAACUCAAUGGCUCUAUUCCUUACAAAUUGGUGGAACUAAGCCAAUUACAGUGCCUUGUUCUUUCUCACAAUAAUCUCUCUGGGUCUAUUCCUGCUAAGGAAUCUUUGUAUUUUCGACAACUUACUGUCCCUGAUUUGAGCUUUGUUCAACACCUUGGUGUGUUUGAUCUAUCUCAUAAUAGAUUGUCUGGCACCAUACCUGAUGAACUUGGGAGCUGUGUAGUAGUUGUGGACCUAUUGCUUAGCAACAACAUGCUUUCUGGGAGCAUUCCUAGAUCGCUCUCGCGCUUGACAAAUUUAACAACUUUGGAUUUGUCGGGAAACUUGUUGUCUGGUUCUAUUCCACCCGAGCUUGGAGAUGCUGUCACACUCCAAGGUUUAUACUUGGGACAUAAUCAACUCUCUGGUACCAUUCCUGAAAGUUUCGGAAAAUUGAAUGGUUUGGUGAAGCUGAAUUUGACAGGAAACAUGUUGUCUGGUCCAAUUCCUGUUAGUUUUGGGAAUAUGAAGGAAUUGACUCACUUGGAUUUGAGCUUUAAUGAGCUCAAUGGCGAGCUUCCGUCGAUUCUUUCUGGUGUUCAAAGCCUUGUCGGUCUUUAUGUGCAGAACAACAGGCUUUCGGGCCAUGUCGGAGAGCUUUUCUUAAACUCCAUGACAUGGAGGAUUGAGACAAUGAAUUUAAGUUGCAAUUGCUUCGAUGGAAACUUGCCUUGGUCUUUAAGAAAUCUUUCCUACUUGACAAUUUUGGAUCUUCAUCAAAACUUGUUGACCGGAGAAAUUCCUUUGGACCUUGGGAAUCUAAUGCAACUUGAGUAUUUUGAUGUUUCAGGUAAUCAAUUAUCUGGAAAGAUUCCAGAGAAGUUAUGCAGCAUAGUUAAUUUGAAUUACGUAGAUUUCUCUCAAAACAGAUUGGAAGGGCCUAUUCCCACAAGUGGCAUUUGCCAAAACCUAUCUAGAGUUAGAUUUUUGGGAAACAAAAACCUUUGUGGCCAAAUGUUGGGUACAAAUUGUCAAGUCAAAAGCAUUGGUAGAUAUGCAUUGUUUAAUGCAUGGAGACUUGGUGGAAUUGCCAUCACAGUAAUAUUUAUAACCUUGAUCAUUGCUUUUGUUCUGCAUAGAUGGAUUGGCAGGAAGCAGAAUGAUCCCGAGGAACUCGAGGAUCGUAAACUCAACAGUUAUGUGGAUCAGAAUCUCUAUUUCUUGAGCAGUAGCAGAUCAAAGGAACCUUUGAGUAUUAAUGUAGCGAUGUUUGAGCAGCCUCUUCUGAAAUUAACUUUGGUCGAUAUCCUCGAAGCUACUGACAAUUUCAGCAAGACAAACAUAAUUGGAGAUGGAGGUUUCGGAACUGUGUAUAAGGCUACUCUACCGAAUGGAAGAACAGUUGCUGUGAAGAAGCUCAGCGAAGCUAAAACGCAGGGUCAUCGCGAGUUCAUGGCUGAAAUGGAAACAUUGGGAAAGGUAAAGCAUCAAAAUCUAGUUGCAUUGCUUGGUUAUUGCUCAAUGGGUGAAGAGAAACUCCUUGUCUAUGAAUACAUGGUAAAUGGAAGUUUAGACCUUUGGUUGAGAAAUAGGACAGGUGGACUCGAAAUCCUCAAUUGGAACAAACGUUACCAAAUCGCGACAGGUGCUGCUAAAGGAUUAGCUUUCCUGCAUCAUGGUUUCAUACCUCACAUCAUUCAUAGAGAUGUCAAAGCUAGCAACAUUUUACUAAAUGAAGAUUUUGAGCCAAAAGUUGCUGACUUUGGACUUGCAAGACUUAUCAGUGCAUGUGAAACUCAUGUCACAACGGAUAUUGCUGGAACAUUUGGUUACAUUCCACCUGAGUAUGGACAGAGUGGAAGGUCAACAACGAGAGGCGAUGUCUAUAGUUUCGGCGUCAUUUUACUUGAAUUGGUGACAGGAAAAGAGCCAACAGGACCUGAUUUUAAAGAGAUUGAAGGCGGUAACUUGGUUGGAUGGGUUGGUCAGAAGAUCAAGAAGGGGCAGGCUGCUGAUGUUCUUGAUCCAACUGUUCUCGACGCUGAUUCGAAGCAGACGAUGCUUCAAAUGCUGCAGAUUGCUUGUGUGUGCCUCUCUGAUAAUCCUGCAAACAGACCUACUAUGUUUCAAGUUCACAAAUUCUUGAAGGGAAUGAAAGGAGAUCAGUAAUUAAUUAGUUUUAACUUUUAAGUUAUUGUAGUUGAUGUAGUAUUUAUAGUUACUUAACUGCAAACUUUUUUCUAACAAAAGCCUUGAGUUGAAUAAUCUAAUUUAGACUAUGCUUAUCAGAAGUUCUUGUUUGCAAAAUAAUUCAUGUAGAUGUGUAUUGAGCUCAUGCAUAAUCAGUAACAUAUGUUGUUUA